This is a messenger RNA of Macrobrachium nipponense, 3346 nucleotides long. RefSeq lists its product as uncharacterized. Gene Ontology annotation, biological process: chemical synaptic transmission; regulation of membrane potential; signal transduction. Gene Ontology annotation, molecular function: transmembrane signaling receptor activity; protein binding; extracellular ligand-gated monoatomic ion channel activity. Gene Ontology annotation, cellular component: synapse; plasma membrane; neuron projection. Lineage: Eukaryota; Metazoa; Arthropoda; Malacostraca; Decapoda; Palaemonidae. The record is from RefSeq and is a predicted model, not a curated record. The transcript has 14 exons. Bases 81 to 2792 code for a protein of 903 amino acids.
UGAUUUCCUUUCCAUCAGGGAACUUCCUGUGACUAGCAAGGGAUGUGACAAGGAACGAGCAUUUUGGGAUAUUCUCAGAGAUGGCGACCGACAUAAUGAUCAAGCUGUUCAUGGUCUCUGUGUUGUUGCCAGCGAUGGUUUUCGCGGCAGAUGAGAACAAGACAAUGGUCUUUGGACUCAACCUGGAGGUGUCACCCAAAGUGUCUUCGUCGUGGAUCCAGAAGGAGAUUCUUUUCCCGAAUGGCACCAAUGAGAUAACCAUCUGCAUGAACAUCCUACUGCGGUUCAAACUCUUCAGCAGAGUGGCGUUUUUCACACUCAACAAGAGGAUUGCGUUUAUAAUGGAGGAAAUGAACACAAUUCUCAUGCAGAAGUCUCGUUUCUACUACGGACCCACAUCGGUCACGCCCUUCGCCUGGAGCCACGUCUGCGUCAUGUUUGGUACUAAUCCCUCGGUCUAUCGAAAUGCACAGCCAUUCCCUAUUGUGCCAGCGUCAGGAACGGAGGCGCCUUUUAUUGAUUUCAGUAUACCCUACAACGUGUCAGCCAGUGUUCCCGAUGGUCUCUACCCAGACAAAACAGUCGGGGGAUUCUGCGGUUAUGCCACAAUCCCUAACGUUUUCGCGAGGCGUCUCACAGCGGAAGAGGUCAGAAAAAUUGCAUACAAUGAAGAGAUUCCCGAGGGAGAUCUGUCAGCUGGCGAGUGGAAGGCCUAUACCAAUCGUCACCUCUUCAUUACGACUCUCCAGCGUAAUGGCUCGCGAAUUGAUUACACUCCUUUCGCGGGAUUGUCUAACAGCACCAUGGCCUUUGAAAUAUCGGAGGAAAGAACCGUCAACGUUUACUUGCCCUACGACCCGCACAACUACGCCGUGGCUCUUGGGUCUUAUGGGUACUACGAGUCCUUGGCGUUAUGCCAGAUCAUGAAGGGCAGCAUUCCAAAAAUCGAUGACCCUGUCUUCAUCGAAAUGGGUGCGAAGGCAGCGCGUAAAUACAUGAAUUCAACAUUCAUGUUUUGGGUGAAGGGACAAAACGGCACCUGUCCCGCAUUGAUCUUCUCCCCCCUAGUGUGGCAACCAUACAUACUCCUUGCAAAAUGCGUCGAGAAGUCUAUCUACAUCGCUUGCACUGCGCCAAGGAACAUGUCAUUUGAACUGCGAUCUAACGGCUUCCCCGCACCGGCGGAAAAUUUCUACUUCGAGCCGGAAAACUUCUUCCCGCGCUUUCUGUCGCUGGACGGGAGGGAGAUCACAGCCCAACCGUCAGAGAUCUACGGAUACGAGCUGUACCUUAGGGAAUAUUUCGAGGGCACAGUCUUGGCCGUUACGCCCCUGCUCGAGUCCAACCCUUUCGGACGGAAGGAGUGGAACUUCGUGAAGAGGAACGAGACUAUAUCUAUGGUCCUUACUGGAUGCUCACAGGAGGAGUUCACCUGCUACAAUGGAUCCUGCAUCGAAAUACAAAAGAGAUGCGACGGGAAGGAUGACUGCGGCGACCAGUCUGACGAGGUCUGCCAGCUGGUCAAGCCCCUCCCUUUGUCGUACAGACCCAACAGACCUCACUUACCCGAAACGCCCCUGCAACUGCAGGUUUUCAUCAGGAAGAUCGCCGCCGUCGAAGUUGAUCAUGGGAUGAUCACGCUUCAGCUUGAGAUUAAAUCAUCCUGGAAAGAUAGCCGGGUCACCCUCGUGCAGCUGAGUGAUACCAGCGAGGAUAACAUCAUUACCGAGACAAUAUGGUCACCUGAAUACUGGUUCAUGAACGCCGUUUUCCAGGAUAAUAAAGGCUACCUCGAUCAUACCAAUGUUAUCAGUAAUAUCAUUGCCAACAAGAAUGGGCCUGGGGAAGCCAGCGUCCUGGAGAGCCAAGAGGGUUACGAAUACCAGGGUGACACAGACGCCAACUUCACUCGCAGCGAGAUGAUUUCCGCAUCUUUCGAUUGCACAUUCAGCCUGGAGCUCUUUCCAUUUGACUCACACGGGUGCCUGUUUCAUUUGAAGCUGAAGCAGAGUGGGAAGCAGAUUGCUUAUUUUGAUCCUGAUAUGAUUUACUUGCAGCCAGACAAUUUCACCUUGUCAGUCUUUACUACUCUCCCCGUGUGCCACACAAGUGGUCAUGUGCACUUGUCGGGGGGGAAAAGUAAUGCACUGAUAAUUCAUAUCCUUUUGCAACGACGAUACGGUUCCUACGUCCUCACCACAUUCCUGCCAUGCGUGGUUCUCACCCUCAUCGGAUCCUUUACACAGUUUUUCGCUUAUGAUAAUUUCAGCGACCGAACUCAGGUAACCCUGGCGUGCUUGAUUGUGAUAGCCUCUCUCUUCGGCCAAGUUAGUAUGACAGUACCAGAAUCAGCUCAGCCAAAACUCAUAGAUGUCUAUUUCUUCUUUGCCAUGAUGCGACUGUUUAUUUGUUUCCUUCAUCACACUGUUCUAUGUCUACUUCAAAUAUACAGCAAAAAUCAUGAGGAAAUGAAGAAAAAGAAAGAAGCGGAGGAGCCAAUACCAGAUGAAAAAGCUCUUCUUCGGAAACUUGCAAAGGACAAAGACUAUAUUCCAUAUCCUCCAACUUAUAUUUUGCCAGGCAAAACGCUUCCAGCAACAUCAAAUGCUUGGCAGAAAUUGUCUGACAACAACAAAACUUCACCAGAAAAAGGAAAAUCUAUCGAUGAGAUCUUCAACAUCAUUAGUAUUGUAUUUGGGUACUUGGUCGACAUCAUUGGUUAUUCUGUAUUUGCUUAUGUCAUUGUGACCCAGGAUGCAGCAAAGAGAAAACAAUAUGAACAGCAUUGCUAAAGACAGGUAUCAAACUUUACAGAAAAAAACAUUAUUUUAUAAAAAACUAAGACUAUAAAUUUUCUUAAACCUCUUAAUCCUGACCUUGCAAGAACUAGAAUCAAGACUUUCACCAGCAAAAUGAAGAGCAUCAUAUUUAGCACUACUCUAGCUAGAAAGAAUGGUUGUCCUUCUGCAACUGUCCUGUUCCCCAGGGUCUUCAGUAUGAUUUUACAGUUCUUCACAUAUCCUCUAAGGCAAUCAAGAAUAUAAAUCUAGCUUUUUAUACUGUCACAAUAUUAACAUUAAAAAAUAGUUUAAUCAAACCACUGAGCCUAUGCAUAGCAGUGAAAUGUGUAAUCAAGAGCAUUAUUUGUCACAAAUAUACAAAGUUGUUUCAUUGUGAACACGCCGCCACCAUAAUCAAUAUCCUCUUCUACAACCAUACUGACUUUUCAUUUACCUCCUGGGUACCUAUAUAGUGAAAUAAUUCCCAUCUAAGUGAGGGACUUAAUAUAUAAGACCUUGAUUUAUUAUUAUUAUUAUUAUAUCAUAAUGACCAGUGAUGUACACAA